ACUUCUAGUAGUAGCUUAUAGCGCCAUGUUGGCUGUGACGACCCGUGUUUUCCUCUGCCUUACUACGGAGCUGACAGGACUGCCCUUUUAAAAAAAACAACAACAACAACACCCUGCACUUCGCUUCGACGAAAGGGAGGAGACGGGGUUUGUUUUUUCUUCUUUUGUUUGUUUUUGUGUUUCCCCCCCCCCCUCGCCCCACUUUCUUUUUUUUUUUUUUUGGUGGUGUGUGUUUUGCACGUCGUCGUUUUGGAUGAUAACUCGCAGAAUGUGCACACGUUCGGCUCUCGGCUGCGUCUGAAGGAAUAACCCGCUCGGGAAACUGUGGCGGUUUCUAAAACGCGUCGGCUGGUCGCUUUUUCCUUCGCCCCACGAUUUCGUCUUCAUAUGUGCAACAAGAUGUCAGACGUGCGCCUUUCCAACGCCAGCCCGACGCUGGAGCGAGUGGACGCGCGGCAGCCCGACCACGGCAAGCCGUCGGUCUGCCGGAACCUGUUCGGCACCGCGGACCGGGAGGAGACCAUGCGGGAGGCCAGGGCCGCCGCGCGGGACAACGAACGGGCUUUCGUCGACAGGUGGAAUUUCGACCCGGCGGCCGACCGGCCGCUCUCCCCGGGGAAUUACGAGUGGGUGGUCGAGAGCAACGCGCCCGAGUUCUUCUUCAGACCGCCGCACGCGCGCCGCGGCGCGGACUUAAACGACAACGACGAGCGCCGGCGGGACGCCGAGAGGAGCGACUCGUCCGACAACGGUCCCAGGAAAAGACCUGCGGGUGUCACAGGUGGUUGUUCGAGUGAGUGUCAGACUAAAAGGUCGCGGACUGGCGAUGAUGACGAUGAUGAUGACGACCAGCCGCAGCCAGCAUGCCGGACGGCAGCAUCUGCGGAGCGGACAUCCAGCACGCCAGAGAAUGAGACACUACUACAUUGAAAUGAGCAGGAGAGUCCUGUCUUUGGGGGAAUACUGCAGCCUUUCUCAGUACCUGACAAGAGGAGAAGAGAGAGGAAGUAAAAAAAAUACAGCCUUAAGAACGGAGGAGAGAGGCUGCACAAGCACUGAAUAUGUACACUAUAAAGUUUUGGCACUCAGAUAAAUUAAAUUGCCUCAAAAGCAGACAAUGUAGCAGUGUGCAAAUGGAUUUCUUUUCCUUUUUGCUCAUUUUUUACUACCUAUGUUUCAGAUGUAGCACAUAAAAAAAUGUUAUGCUUUCAUACCUUAUGCUAAAUAUAUUUGAUUAACUGUGUGUGAAUUUGACUCGGGGAAAUUGCAGUGCAGUUUCCACAAGAGAAAUUAUUUUUGUUUAAAGCGGUGAUAUUGCUGCAUCUUCUUUGUUUCUUUUUUUUUUAAUCAGGUAGAUCAUACACGUUAAAAAUGCAGAUUUGAAAAAGUCAGGGUAUCAUGGAAGCAAAAUGUGUUCAAUUUUGUUCGGCUUUAUCUGUCCCAGUGCUCCAUCUUUUGUCCUGAGGGCCCCAUUUGUUGCUGAUCAUGAUGAUGGAUUACAUUUAUAUAGCGCUUUAUAUAGACACCGAGGCACACUGUAAAUUGAGGGUUCAUGUACCUGGGGCCAGCCACGGCAGAUAAUGUUUACAUGUGAAUCUGAAUCAUAUCUCCUCUAUUUCCCUUUUUUUUUCCUUCCAGGGAUAGACUUUUGCCAAAGUUGUGCCUUUUUUUGUUUGUUUCUGUGGGGGGGGAUGAGAUGACCUUACUGCUGAGCAAUAUCCAACCAAAUUUAGCAUAUUUGCUAACUGUCCACCUUUUUUCAACGUGUCUUAAGGUUAAAUAGAUUAUUUUUGUGGCCUAUGACUCACUUAUCCCCCCCUCCCUCCCCAUUCCCCCCACCCCCCAAGUGUAGACCAUGGAUGUGACAAGUGUUGUUAAUAACACUGGGGCUACACAUUAUGCAAAUGAAAAUAUGUGAAUCAUUCAACAAUUUGUUUUGUGAUGUGGAAUUCAUGUGGAACAUGUAAUUGCACUAUAAGGAAUUUCUCCUUUUUUUUGUGAUUGCAGAAAAAAAAAGACAGUUAACACUGUUGUGAGUCAGUGUCAAACUUUUGAAGUGUACCUGUAUGUAUAUUUUCUUGUAAAAACACUGAGAAAAUUAUACUAACUUAUUUAUGUUGAGCUUUUUUUUUGGGGUGUAUGUAUGGCUUUCCAAAGCAACAUUUUUAAAAAAAAAAUUUUUUUUGCCUUCUCUGUAAAUAGAAUAUUUUCAUUAUAUUGUUUGUAAGGUAAAAUAAAAAGGUUGCAAAACUGAGCCCAAUAAUCAAUUUUACAUCCUGUACUAUGUUUUGUAUUGUUCCUGAAAUCUACCAUUUGAUUAAAAAGAAUUGCUGUCGUAAAAACGAUGUGAGCCCGGGGUUU
Lampris incognitus (smalleye Pacific opah) is the source of this 2361-nucleotide messenger RNA. It is a transcript of the gene cdkn1ba, whose product is annotated as cyclin dependent kinase inhibitor 1Ba. Gene Ontology annotation, cellular component: cytoplasm; nucleus. Gene Ontology annotation, biological process: negative regulation of cell population proliferation; regulation of cell cycle; G1/S transition of mitotic cell cycle. The transcript is spliced from 3 exons. Gene Ontology annotation, molecular function: cyclin-dependent protein serine/threonine kinase inhibitor activity; protein-folding chaperone binding. NCBI's taxonomy places the organism in Eukaryota, Metazoa, Chordata, Actinopteri, Lampriformes, Lampridae. The record is from RefSeq and is a predicted model, not a curated record. The coding region runs from base 388 to 930 and encodes 180 amino acids.